GAACACUGAAUGAAGUUGUAAUUUUCUAGGCCCAGCAGAUGAAGCUGGAGGUUGAGAGGACAGCUGGUCCCCGUGAUGACAACUCCUCUGAUGAAGACUAUGGAGCUGCAGUAGGACCACUGAAAAAGCCAAAGCUCUCUGCUCUUGAGGAGCCAUUUGCUGAUGAAGACAUGGCAGUUGAAAUGAGACAAGAGAACAGUUCUAGCGACACAGACAAGAUUCAAGAGGAGAUCCAGCGGUACAGAGGUUCACCCUCUACCCUAACUUCUGUGAAUGCAGUGACCUGGUGGUGGAAUGUGAGGGACACUAUGCCAAUGCUAUCAAACUUGGCAACCAGGUAUCACUGUGUGCAAGCAUCAUCCACACCCUCAGAGCGUACAUUUUCUACUGCUGGAGACACCAUCAGCCAGGAGCGGGCUUGUUUGUCUCCUGAUAAAGCAGACAUGUUAAUCUUUCUCAAGAAGAACUGCUAAGAAUUUAACAGUGAGCAUUAGACACUGACUGGUCUCCAAAUGUUCUUUUUCACUGGAAAUGUUUUUUUUUUAUAUGAGAGAAGUACUUUGAAUGGAAAAAUCUGAGCUAAAAAUAAA
Molecule: messenger RNA, 590 nt
Organism: Cyprinodon tularosa
Lineage: Eukaryota; Metazoa; Chordata; Actinopteri; Cyprinodontiformes; Cyprinodontidae
Product: E3 SUMO-protein ligase ZBED1-like
Exons: 2
Coding region: 39-473 (144 amino acids)
Molecular function (GO): protein dimerization activity
Source: RefSeq, a predicted model, not a curated record